AUUGUGUUGCUGUCUAUCCUUUUUCAGCUGGAUCGGGACGAGCACUGUCUCGUUCAUGGCGAUCACAGAUGGCUCGUCGUCGACGGCGCCCCUAUUAGAUGGCUUGCCGCCGAAUAGCCACCGGAGAAUAGCCGGCGGAGCAACGUGGACGCAGACGCUGGGCAACAUCGUGGUUUCGAUUGUGGGGACGGGUGUGCUUGGCCUUCCCUACGCCUUCCGCAUGGCCGGAUGGCUAGCCGGUACAGUCGGAGUUGCUGUCGCCGGCGCCUCUACCUUCUUCUGCAUGCUCCUCCUCAUCCAAUGCAGAGAUAGAUUAGAAGAACAUGAAGAUGAAGAAAUUAAUGAUGAAGUGCACAUUCAAAGUUAUGGGGAUCUAGGUGCAAAAGUCUUUGGAACAACAGGUCGAUACCUUACUGAGUUACUUGUACUUACCUCACAAGCAGGGAGUGCUGUUGCCUAUUUAGUCUUCAUUGGCCAGAAUCUCUCCUCCUUGUUCACCAAAGCCAACCAAUCAUUAGUAUCACCCACUGUCUUCAUUUUCUUUCUUCUCCUUCCCCUUGAGAUAAUCCUCUCCUUUAUCCGCUCUCUUUCUUCCAUUGCCCCAUUCAGUGCCUUUGCAGACGCUUGCAACGUCCUUGCGAUGGCUAUUGUUAUCAAAGAGGAGAUUCAAAUGUUCAACCGAUUUUCUUGGGAAAGGAGUGCAUUCAAUGGGACUUGGGGGUUACCUUUUGCAGGGGGAGUGGCUGUCUUCUGCUUUGAUGGCUUCAGUAUGACGUUGCCGCUGGAAGCAUCAAUGGCUGAUAGGAGAAAGUUCCGCUGGGUGCUUCUUGUGGCAUUUAUGGCUAUAACAACAGUGUAUAUUAGCUUUGGGAUUUUUGGAUAUUUAGCCUAUGGUGACGAGACCAAGGAUAUCAUUACACUUAACCUCCCCAACGACUGGUCUGCUAUCGCCGUCAAGGUUGGACUCUGUAUAGCUCUAGCAUUCACAUUUCCAAUCAUCCUGCAUCCAAUUUACGAGAUUAUAGAGAUGAAGCUGGCUUCAAGCGGAUGGUCGCAGAAGUUGUGUUGCAAUGCCCACGGUGAGCGCCUUGGCCUCCACGGAGCUCGUAUGCUUGUGCUACUGAUAAUCACCACCGUAGCUUCCUGCAUACCCGGUUUUGGUGCUUUCAUUUCUCUUGUGGGUAGUACAGUUAGCGCCAUGCUUGCUUUCGUCUUGCCGGCCACAUUCCAUCUUUUGCUCUUGGGAUCCAAGCUGAAGCUCUGGCAGAGGGCAGUAGAUUAUCUUAUACUUAUCGUUGGGAUUGCUUUUGCUGGUUAUGGCACAUAUGAUGCUCUCAGUCAUCAUCUCAUGGGUUCUUAGUAUCAGUUCACGAAUUGGACAAAUUAUUCUCGGGGGAGUCCGGACUUCG
Messenger RNA from Dendrobium catenatum, 1409 nucleotides. Its product is annotated as amino acid transporter ANT1-like. Gene Ontology annotation, molecular function: amino acid transmembrane transporter activity. NCBI's taxonomy places the organism in Eukaryota, Viridiplantae, Streptophyta, Magnoliopsida, Asparagales, Orchidaceae. Gene Ontology annotation, biological process: amino acid transmembrane transport. The record is from RefSeq and is a predicted model, not a curated record. The coding region runs from base 56 to 1360 and encodes 434 amino acids. Gene Ontology annotation, cellular component: vacuolar membrane. The transcript has 3 exons.